This is a messenger RNA of Bacidia gigantensis, 1932 nucleotides long. RefSeq lists its product as uncharacterized. The record is from RefSeq and is a predicted model, not a curated record. The transcript has a single exon. Lineage: Eukaryota; Fungi; Ascomycota; Lecanoromycetes; Lecanorales; Ramalinaceae. Gene Ontology annotation, biological process: NAD+ metabolic process; NADP+ biosynthetic process. Gene Ontology annotation, molecular function: NAD+ kinase activity. Bases 1 to 1932 code for a protein of 643 amino acids.
AUGCCGCAACAGAGAUCGACUCUAGGCAGUGCUCUUCUGAGGGACUACAAGACCCACCUCGAUCCGCUUAACACUGAUGAUGUGACCACUAUGCCUGAGGAGGAGAAGCGGGUGUCCGACACAAGGCCCCCCAAGCUCUCUGCAAUACAGCCUGACGUUGCUCAAGAAUCGAAAAGAGCCGGCCCAACUUCACCAUCUCGCGGCCUCCAAUCUCCCAAGCCAUUCUUAAAGACAGGAAUGAAACAAUCUCCAACACCCACUGGCUCACACAGGAGCAUCCUUCGUUCACUAGCAGCGCGUAGCUCACAGGAGAGCCUCCGUCAAGAUCGAUCGCAUGAAUCAGGAGCCUUGCCGCCAACAUCCUUUGCGGCGCGGUUUCUACAUACACCUUGCUUCUUGCAUCAGAGAUUCGAGGAUGCUGUCAAUGUAGACCGCGUACUCGAAGAGAUUGCUAUGGAUGACGAUGGAAUGUCUCAUACGAGACUGAUGCAGACUGCUACGAGUGUCAGGGAGAUUUCCAAGCAGCUUCAGCGUCGUCCGAUCAAGAGAGCUGUGAGAACUGUCAUGAUCGUGACAAAGGCCAGAGACAACCGGCUGGUUUUCUUGACCCGAGAGAUCGUGGCAUGGCUUCUCCAAAGCCCUCGAUAUGGGUCUAAUUCGGGUGUUACCGUCUAUGUAGACGCGAAACUUCGCAAAUCGAAACGAUUUGAUGCUUCGGGUCUGAUAGCAUCCAACCCUCUUUUCGAACAAAUGCUUCAUUACUGGACGCCCGAUCUAUGCAUAUCAUCUCCCGAAAAAUUUGACCUCGUACUCACCCUUGGAGGUGAUGGGACCGUUCUCUACACUUCCUGGCUUUUCCAACGUAUCGUACCUCCUAUCAUGAGUUUCUCUCUCGGCACCCUCGGCUUCCUCACGAACUUCGCUUUCGGCGACUACAAGCCCACAUUAGACCGUAUCAUGGAAGGCUCUGGAAUGCGCGUGAACAUGCGUAUGCGCUUUACCUGUACCAUAUACCGCGCCUCUCGUCUUCAGAGCCCAUCUUCGAAAGGAAGUAGCACCACAAACCUCUCAUCUGCCAUUUCGGAUAGUCGAAUCCGUAGUGAUUCCUCCACCUCUACUGCCACUUCACUAGCAGGUACACCACCAAGUACCACCGCUCCGUCGAGCACCACCUCCUAUCCACCCUCUAGUCCCUCGGAUCUCAUCCCAGAAUCCACUUUCGAAGUCCUGAACGAGCUCGUUCUUGACCGCGGCCCUUCGCCCUAUGUAUCAAACCUCGAGCUCUACGGCGACAUGCACCUUCUCACUAUCAUCCAAGCAGACGGCAUCAUAAUAUCAACCCCCACCGGCUCGACAGCCUACUCCCUGUCCGCAGGCGGACCGCUGACACACCCAUCCAUCCCUGGAAUUCUUCUCACCCCCAUAUGUCCGCACACCCUCUCCUUCCGGCCAAUGGUGCUAAGUGACACCCUAAUGCUUCGCCUAGUCGUUCCCCGACACAGUCGAGGAGGCGCUUACGCCAGCUUCGACGGCAAGGGGAGGGUAGAAUUACGAAGGGGCGACGAAGUCAGAGUCGAGGUGGGUAGAUACCCGUUCCCCACCGUAGUCGGCGAUAGCGGAACAGGCGGUGAAUGGUUCGAAAGCGUGAGACGAGCCUUGAGGUGGAAUACCAGGGGUGCGGUGCAAGGCGGGUUCGGGAGCAGAGUCAAUAGGGGCAUUGAUGAGGCUGAAGAGGAUGUUGGAGUGGAGGAUAUUGAUGGCGAGGAGCUGGAGGGGGGCCAAGAAGAGGCAUGGGAUAUCGAUGCCGAGCCCCUGGAUGAAUCUCAUAACUCGAGUGCACCAGAGAGUGUGGCUGGAGGAGGGAGUGAUACAGGUAGUGUGUUGCAUACGAGCCCCCGGAUCAGGAAGAGCUCGGCCUGGGUUUUAGAUUGA